UUCCGGCGUGGAAGACCCCUGAAGCUCCCGAAGGCGGGCGAGUGUGGCUUCAUUCAUUCGCAGCUCGCGCGGCUCAACGCUUUGGACGCUGUCCUGACCGCUCCUUUUAAAAGGAUAUCGUGUUUGUUGAUCGAUUGUGCUUAUCGAGCGACUCUGUUUGCAUGCAGAUUUCCAGUAAAGCGCAAUGAGUGAUUCCGGCAAGGACACAGCGGCUCCUAAAGAGAAAGACGGAGCGGAGAAGAGAGGACGCGGAAGACCACGGAAACACCCACAGCAGCAGGAGGCAAGUGGAUCUCCCACACCGAAGAGACCUAGAGGAAGACCAAAGGGCAGCAAGAACAAGCCAAGCUCCACGGCACAUCGGGGCAAAAAAACGGCAACGGCUUCGGCACCUGCAGGGACGAAACGCCGAGGACGGCCCAAGAAAGCAGAGAAGGAGGAGCAGCCAUCUAAGUCCUCUGAGGAAGAAGAGGAGGAGGAAGAGGAACAGUAACUAGCAACUCGUGCUACCUCACAAUCCAACAUUAUUUCUUCCUGUUGACCAGAGCUGGACUGACCCUCCCCAUUCCCCCUCUUACACUAGUGCCACCCUCACCCUCCAAUUCACCUUUACGCUCUAGCGCACCCUAGCGUCAGGGAGGCUUGCACACUUCAUGCGCCUUCUCUGUGUAACACCACUGGAAAAAGACUCAAAAUACUGUAUGUCCAUUCGUGGAUGCAUGCACACGUGUAUGUCUCGCACUCAAUGGCUAAUUGGUCGAAAGUGUCUGUCAUUAUACUGGACAAAGAUAUGCUCUGAUGGCGGCUUGACACAAAGCGAUUUGCAAAAUACUGAAGUUUUCUCUUUUUUUCACAAGCAACCGUUUCAGGCCUUGAGAAUUCAAGUUUAUUUUUACACGUCUAAAUCUAAAAUAUGGUAGGUUGUGUGAAAUUCAUGUCGUUAUGUACUGGACAAAGGUGAAUUGACCUACUCGUUGUUUUUACUUGGGUUGUGUGUGCGUGUGUGGUAACUCUGUCUCCAGUUAAACUCUUAGAAUAAAAUUAGCGUAUUUUUUUUGAGUGCGCAUAACCUAGAGGACUUUUAACUUGUAAUCAACAUCAUUGAAUGCUUUGUUGUGAAACAUUUUUGACUUCCUUUUGUUUGUUUAAUAAUGCCCUCUGCCGACUUGCCACCAUCAUGAUUUCACUGAUACCCGCAAUAAAUUUACUGGCACGCGAAAGCUAAGUAGUCAGUCUAAGUCUGUUCUCAGUGUAGUUCAGUUUCCUGGAUGUGCUAAGGAACAGUUUGCUCGUCUGGCCUGUUCGAAAUGUUAUGGAGGACGAUUGGUUUUAAUUGCGGAAAUUAUUAAAUGUUUUACCACCAACUGAUCCUUGCUCCAAAAAAGGCACCGCAAAUGAUUAGACACCAGCAGUGCUUUUAAUUGUAUCGGCCCCAAACCCGUGAAUUACACGCGAACAUUUAAUCUUUUUUUUAUAGAAAAUGCUAAUCAUUCCAUUUGCUCGCAAAUUCUUUGUGAACUUCCCAGCCGUGUCGCUUCUUCUGUCCCAUUACAGUCCACUCAGACGACUUUCACUUGAUGUGUUUUAGGUUUUUGUUUCGUUUUCUUCAUGGGUUUUUUCUUUCUUUUUUUGACGUGUUAAAUUCCAUGUCAGGGAACGCUGAUCGGUCCA
This is a messenger RNA of Sinocyclocheilus anshuiensis, 1671 nucleotides long. RefSeq names its product high mobility group protein HMG-I/HMG-Y-like. Gene Ontology annotation, biological process: regulation of DNA-templated transcription. Gene Ontology annotation, cellular component: nucleus; chromatin. Gene Ontology annotation, molecular function: DNA binding; transcription coregulator activity. Bases 185 to 493 code for a protein of 102 amino acids. NCBI's taxonomy places the organism in Eukaryota, Metazoa, Chordata, Actinopteri, Cypriniformes, Cyprinidae. The transcript has 5 exons. The record is from RefSeq and is a predicted model, not a curated record.